Molecule: messenger RNA, 714 nt
Organism: Cadophora gregata
Lineage: Eukaryota; Fungi; Ascomycota; Leotiomycetes; Helotiales; Ploettnerulaceae
Exons: 1
Coding region: 1-714 (237 amino acids)
Molecular function (GO): dioxygenase activity
Source: RefSeq, a predicted model, not a curated record
AUGAAGGUCCUUGAGAACGCCAUUGCAGGCUCUAACAUCAUCACAAAGGCCAUUCUGUCAGGUCUCUCCACCCAGAUGGGCCUUGCCGGCAAGGACCGUUUCGAGAACUCCCACCGCAACCACCGUGCAUCUUCGAGCACAUUGGCCAUGAUGCACUACAUUCCAUCCGACCCAGUGACGGACAAGAAUAUUGGCCACCAGAAGCACACAGAUAUCAGCUCCUUGACUUUGUUGUUCAGCGAGCAAUGGGGUCUUCAAAUUAGACCACCUGGUAAGCCAGUCACGCAUCCAAACUACUCUUCAACAAUAGCUGACAUGUAUCCAGGAGCCAAGGAAUUCGGCUUCGUCGCCCCCAAAGUCGGCACAGCAAUCGUCAACGUCGGUGACUCCCUCCGUUUCGCAAGCGGCCACACCAUGGCAUCCUGCAUCCACCGUGUCGUCCCAUUGAACCCAGAUGAGCACCGCUACUCCAUCGCCUACUUCCUUCGCGCCGAGAACGAGACCCAGUUCACUGAUUCCAGCGGAAGAGCCGUCACUGCUGGACAGUGGCACGACGAGAAGUUCUACACUUUCACUGCGCCACCCGAGAUGCAGGCUGCGGCUCCCAGCUACUUGUUGUUGGGUGGCAUGGAAGAGGAGGCUGAUUUGAGUAAGGCUCAGUUGGUUGAGAAGGAGAACUUGGCUGGGAACCAGACUGCGGUUGCAGCUCACUGA